This is a messenger RNA of Pantherophis guttatus, 615 nucleotides long. RefSeq names its product NADH:ubiquinone oxidoreductase subunit B6 (gene NDUFB6). Lineage: Eukaryota; Metazoa; Chordata; Lepidosauria; Squamata; Colubridae. Gene Ontology annotation, biological process: mitochondrial electron transport, NADH to ubiquinone; mitochondrial ATP synthesis coupled electron transport. The record is from RefSeq and is a predicted model, not a curated record. Gene Ontology annotation, cellular component: respiratory chain complex I.
CCUCUCUCCUCAGGAAGGUCGCGCAGGCGCAGAGAGGCGCGGGGCAGAAACACUGUCCGAGACCGAGGAUGGCCAAGAUGUCGCGGGGUUCGGGGUUGCAACCCAGAGACCUCCCCGAGGAGGUGAUCGGCUACACACCGGAUGAGAAGCUCCGGCGCCAGCAGCUGCGAGAUCUCCGGCGCCGCUGGCUCAAAGACCAGGAGCUGAGCCCCCGGGAACCCGUCCUUCCCCCGCGGAAGCUCGGCUGGGUGGAAGGUUUCUGGCAGCGUUUCCUUCAGCCCGAGAGAUUGUGGAAGAGACAGGUAUUCAAUGUCUACAAUGCUGGAAAAUUUACUAUAAUUAACCUUAUUAUUCCUCUAUGGAUUGCACAUUAUAUUGUAAAGUAUCAUGUAAAGGUUACUCCCCAUGGUAUUAUUGAAAAAAAGCAUACAAUAUAUCCAGGAGACAGGAUGGAGGAAAAAGGAAUUCCUCCACCAUCACAUGGAACUGCAGCAGAAAUACCAUUUUGUGAGGACUGAGAGACUCUUAAGACCUGUAAAAUGAAAACACUUACUUUACUGUUUCCUAUGUAAAUGAAUAUAUAAUUCAAAAUGGACAAUAAGAAAUUUAAUGAUU